This is a messenger RNA of Syzygium oleosum, 1760 nucleotides long. Its product is annotated as elongator complex protein 5. Gene Ontology annotation, cellular component: elongator holoenzyme complex; nucleus; cytosol. Gene Ontology annotation, biological process: tRNA wobble uridine modification. The transcript has 10 exons. Gene Ontology annotation, molecular function: tRNA binding. The record is from RefSeq and is a predicted model, not a curated record. NCBI's taxonomy places the organism in Eukaryota, Viridiplantae, Streptophyta, Magnoliopsida, Myrtales, Myrtaceae. The coding region runs from base 10 to 1167 and encodes 385 amino acids.
UAGGGUUCGAUGUCCAUGUCAAUCAGCUCGAGAAGCUUGCCACCAACAUCGAUGGCGGAAUCCAUUUGCAGAGCUCUCCGGGACGGCGCGUUGGAAGGCGAGCACGCGCCGGCUCUCACCAUCAAGGACUCGAUCGGCUCGCCGCUCGGUUCCGACGUCUUCGCCCACGUCCUCGGUCAGCUCUCCUCCCACAUUUUGGCGGGAAAGUCUCAGUCAAGAGGGCUCGUGCUGGUCGCUUUCAACCGGAGCCCAUCUUUUUAUGUGAAUUUGCUGAAGGAAAGAGGUCUUGAAGUUAACUCGUCUCGGAAAUGGAUUCAGAUAUUGGAUUGUUAUUCGGAUCCCCAUGGUUGGAAGGAUCGCAUUGUGGGGCGAGGAAAAGUGAAUGAUGUUACGAAGGAAGCUUCCGGUGUGUCCACUCUUUGUAAGGAUGUGAAGGACAUGGAUAAGCUGUGUUCUUUAGCUGUUGAACUGGGGAAAGGCUUGAUUGGAGAAGGGAAAGGUCGUUUCUCUUUUGCAUUGGACUCGGUGAAUGAGAUGUUGAGGUAUGCAUCUGUACGCUCAGUUGCACGUGUUCUCAGCGACCUUCGGAGCCAUGAUCUGGCUUCCUGUGUCUUCUGGUUGUUGCACUCAGACCUUCUUGAAGACAAGGUUGCUGCUGUUUUUGAUUACAUGUCCUCUAUGGUGGCCAGCAUAGAAUCUGCAAUUCCAGCUUCCAAUGGACUGAGGAUCUCCUUGGAAAAUUUAUCUCUGACGGAACAGAAUUUUAGAAAGGCAAAGUUUUUUGUCCGUUUUAAGCGACGGAAUGGUCGUGUGCGGCUGAUGAGUGAAGAAAUUACUAUUGAAAGGUCUGGCAUCGCUUUUUCAUCUGUUUCAACUGAUGGUGGAACAAUGGGUGGAAGCAUUUUGCCAAAGGUGCAAUUUAAUCUACAACUGUCAGAGAAGGAGCAGAUGGAUAGAGCAAAGGUCAUACUUCCAUUCGAACACCAAGGAAAUGGAAAACCGAUUGAGAUAUAUGAUGGCCGGAGAUCUCUUGCGGACAAAAAUAAUGAGGCGGCCGGAACAAUGCAGAUGACAGAUUCUAGCAAGGGCGAGAUAAUUUAUCUUCGGGAUUCUGAUGAUGAGAGACCAGAUUCCGAUGAGGACCCUGACGAUGAUUUAGAUAUAUGAUUAUCUUACCUGCAAUAGCACUUUUGAUACUUCAGGAGCGACAACCUGCCCCUCGGUGAUUUUUUCAGUAUGGAGUCAUGACUGGAUUACCAUUGAUUGACAGUUUGUCUUCAAUGCUAUUGCUGCUAUCAUAUCAUCGAUGUGGCCAACAAUUACAGCAGUGGUGGAAUAUUUUGACUUCUCCAGAUAGGAGGUUCUUUUGGCGGUAUGGAUUUUCAUUGGCUCCAGAAUACAUCAUGGAAGUCACUUGAAGUGGUAAUUGAGUGUGAGUUCUUAAGAAGAGAAGAUGUCAUGAGAGCUUUUGUGUACAAGUGUUGGUAACUUUUAGGAAACUUAGCUUGUUUUUGUAUAGAGAAUCUUGGGGCUUGAACUUCAUUAGAUGACCAUCAAAGGUCACGAAAUCAAAGACUGCAGGGAGUCGGAUAUUAAAUUCUUGGAUAAGUACAACUUUGUCUAUGCUUCAACGUUGUUUUGGUAGUGGAAAAUGGAGAUUGCCCAAGAAACUAGCCAGCAAAUGGGUUGUAAUGGCAAGAAUAUUUAGCCAACAUAUUGUUCUUUAUUGCCAUUAUCUAGAAAUUACUCUUUACCUCUUA